Anolis sagrei ordinatus is the source of this 4753-nucleotide messenger RNA. It is a transcript of the gene SEPTIN6, whose product is annotated as septin 6. Gene Ontology annotation, cellular component: septin complex; septin ring; microtubule cytoskeleton. Lineage: Eukaryota; Metazoa; Chordata; Lepidosauria; Squamata; Anolidae. The record is from RefSeq and is a predicted model, not a curated record. Gene Ontology annotation, biological process: cytoskeleton-dependent cytokinesis; intracellular protein localization; cilium assembly. Gene Ontology annotation, molecular function: GTPase activity; molecular adaptor activity; GTP binding.
AGGGGCUGCUUCUCUCUCUCUCUCUCUCUCUCUCUCUCUUUCUCUCCUUCCCUCUUUCCCUCCUUGUGUGCCGGGUCCCCUCCCUCCCUCCUUCCACGCCUGGUUUCCUCUCUCAUUCUCUCUCUCUCUCUCUCAAUUGGGUUCUCUGCAAGGCGCGCUCUCUCCUCUUUCUCCUCCUUCCUUCUCUCUCUCUCUCUCUCUCUUUCCUUCCUUCCUUCUUCCUUUCCCUCUUUCCCCCGUUGCCGCAGUGGCCCGGCCCUGCUUUCCUCGCCUCCGGAGCCUAGCUGGGCGAGGAGGAAGAGGAAGGAGGGGAAGAGGAAGAGGAAGGGGAGGAAGGGGCCAUGGCGGCCACCGAGAUUGCCCGGCAAGUGGGUGAAGGAUGCCGCACCGUUCCUCUUUCUGGCCACGUCGGGUUCGACAGCUUGCCGGACCAGCUGGUGAACAAAUCCGUUGGCCACGGCUUCUGCUUCAACAUCCUGUGUGUGGGGGAAACUGGGCUCGGGAAGUCAACGUUGAUGGACACGCUUUUCAACACCAAAUUCGAGGGCGAGCCGGCGUCCCACGCGCAGCCGGGCGUCCAGCUGAAGUCCAGCACUUACGACCUCCACGAAAGCAACGUCCACCUGAAACUGACCAUUGUGAGCACCAUGGGCUUCGGGGACCAGAUCAACAAGGAGGACAGCUACAAGCCCAUCGUGGAGUUCAUUGACGCCCAGUUCGAGUCCUACUUGCAGGAGGAGCUGAAGAUCAAGCGGGUCUUGCAUAACUACCACGACUCCCGGAUCCACGCCUGCCUGUACUUCAUCGCCCCCACGGGCCACUCUCUGAAAUCCUUGGAUCUGGUCACCAUGAAGAAGCUUGACAGCAAGGUAAAUAUCAUCCCCAUCAUUGCCAAAUCGGACGCCAUUUCUAAGAGCGAACUCACAAAAUUCAAAAUCAAGAUCACAAGCGAGUUGGUCAGCAACGGAGUCCAGAUUUACCAGUUCCCGACAGACGACGAGUCCGUGGCGGAAAUAAACGGAACGAUGAACGCCCAUUUACCUUUUGCUGUGAUUGGGAGUACAGAGGAAAUUAAGAUCGGAAACAAAAUGAUGAAGGCACGCCAAUAUCCCUGGGGGAUUGUGCAAGUGGAAAACGAAGCGCACUGUGACUUUGUGAAGCUCAGAGAGAUGUUGAUCCGUGUCAACAUGGAGGACCUUCGCGAACAGACGCACACGCGCCAUUACGAGUUGUACCGGCGGUGCAAACUGGAGGAGAUGGGAUUCAAGGACACCGACCCGGACAGCAAGCCAUUCAGUUUACAAGAAACCUACGAGGCCAAAAGGAACGAAUUCUUGGGAGAACUCCAGAAAAAGGAAGAGGAGAUGCGGCAAAUGUUCGUCCAGAGAGUCAAGGAGAAGGAAGGAGAGCUGAAAGAAGCCGAGAAAGAGUUGCAUGAGAAGUUUGACAAGCUGAAGAAGCUUCACCAGGAUGAAAAGAAGAAACUGGAGGACAAGAAGAAAUCCCUGGACGACGAGGUCAACGCCUUCAAGCAGAGGAAGACGGCCGCCGAAUUGCUCCAGUCUCAGGCUCAACAGGCGGGAGGCUCGCAAACCCUGAAGAGGGAGAAGGAGAGGAAAAACUUUUUCUAAUCUGUCUGGCCUGCCUGCCUGCUGCAAUGUGAGGGAGAAGAGGUGCCACUUGUGAGGAAGCAUUGCUUAGGGAUUUCCCACCGGAUCGGGAAAGAGGGAGGGGGAAAAAAGCAAAAAGAGAGGAAUAAAUCCGUAAGUCUGAAAAGAUAACCUUAAAAAGACAUGGUUUGGGUUUGGGUUUUUUUGUUGCUGUUUUAUUGGCUUUCCUGGCCCUGCAUGGAGUGUCGUCGUUCCUUCCUUGUUUUGGGAAAAUAAUAAUAAUAACAACACACAACAAGAGAGUUUCAUGCAACGAGAAGAUUAGAAAAGCGAACAGUUUGCAAAGAGAGAGAACGUCGUAUUGAUUUCGAAAGACGGCGGAGGGAAUCUCACAGUGUGUGGACCAACAACAACAACAAUAAUAUUGAGACAGGUGUUUUUAAUUGUGAUUAUUUCCACCCUCUUUUUAACAUUUCCCUUCCUCUUUUGCCUCGAUAUAGAUAGGAUGGGUGUUUAUUUCUCCUUGCAAAAAUAAUAAUAAUAAGGUAUUCCUGUGGAACGGUUAUGCUCAUUUGUUUUGGAUUUUACGACCUUUUUAUGCAAACGAACAGAGAAAAAAGUGACUUUGCUACCUCUGAGGAAUUGUUCCACUUACGACACCGAAGUUUUAAGGAGGAAAACAAGGGGAAAGAUGAGAGGAAAAAAAGGGGAAAAAGCAGGGGCAGGAACCGUCUCCAUUGAGUGAUAUUCCUGAUGCAAAUCAAUCACCGCACUGGCCCGCCUUGCAGGGCUGUUGUAAGGACGGCUACAAUAAAUACAACCGCUUUUGGGAAGCAGUAUAUAAACACUCUCUGUAUUUUCAGUGGUAGAUUUUAGUGAUGGAUCUGUUUUUGUCCCAAACUCAAAAGGAGUCUACACUGCCCUAUAAUCUGAAAAUCUGCAUUAUAUUGACCACAGUAUAUUGACCAUACGAUGCAGUUUGGACCAUAUUAUAUUGACCAUAUGAUACAAUCUGAACUGCAUUAUAUUGACCAUAUGAUACAAUCUGAACUGCAUUAUAUUGACCAUAUGAUACAAUCUGAACUGCAUUAGAGUGACCGUACAAUGCAGCUUGGAUCGCAUUAUUUUGACCAUAUGAUGCAGUUUGAACUGCAUUGCAUUGACCAUACACUGUAGUUUGGACUGGAUUAUAUGGACCAUAUGAUGCAAUUUGAACUGCGUUAUAUUGACCAUACAAUGCCAUUUGGACCAUAUUAUAUUGACCAUACGAUGCAGUUUGGGCUGCAUUAUAUUGACCAUAUGAUGCAGUCUGAACUGCAGUGCAUUGACCAUAUGAUACAGUCUGAUCUGCAUUAUAUUGACCAUACGAUGUAGUUUGGACCGCAAUAUAUUGACCAUAUGAUGCAGUCUGUACUGCAUUAUAGUGACCAUACAAUGCAGCUUGGACUGCAUUAUACUGACCAUGUGAUGCAGUUUGAAUUGCAUUGCAUUGACCAUAAACUGUAGUUUGGACUGCAUUAUAUGGACCAUAUGAUAUAGUCUGAACUGCAUUAUAUUGACCAUACAAUACAGUUUGGAUUGUAUUAUAUUGACCAUACGAUAUAGUCUGAACUGCAUUAUAUUGACCAUACAGUAGAGUCUGAACUGCAUUAUAUUGACCAUAUGAUAUAGUCUGAACUGCAUUAUAUUGACCAUACAAUGCAGUCUGAUCUUCAUUGCAUUGACCAUAUGAUGUAGUCUGAACUGAAUUAUAUUGACCAUACAAUGCUAUUUGGACCAUAUUAUAUUGACCAUACAAUGCAAUCUGAACUUCAUUAUAUUGACCAUAUAAAAUAUAGCUUGGAUUGCAUUAUGUUGGCCAUACAAUACAGUUUGAAGUGCAUUAUAUUGGCCAUACAAUGCAGCCUGCUCUUCAUUGCAUUGACUAUACGAUACAGUCUGAACUGCAUUGCAUUGACCAUAGGAUGCAAUCUGAACUACAUUAUAUUGACUAUACAAUUCAGUUUGGACUGCAUUAUAUUGACCAUACAAUAGAGUCUAAACUGCAUUAUAUUAUACAGUUUGGACUGCAUUAUAUUGACCAUACAAUAGAGUCUAAACUGCAUUAUAUUGACUGUACGAUGCAGUCUGAACUGCAUUGCAUUGACCAAACAAUGUAGUUUGGAUUGCAUUAUAUUGGCCAUACAAUACAGUCAGAAUUGCAUUGCAUUGCAAUAUAAUGCGUCUGAUCUGCAUUAUAUUGAUCAUACAAUGUAGUUUAGACUGCAUUAUAUUGGCCAAACAAUACAGUCUGAACUGCAUUGCAUUGACCAUAUAAUACAGUCUGAUCUGCAUUAUAUUGACCACAUACAAUGUAGUUUGGACUGCAUUAUAUUGGCCAUACAAUGCAAUUCAAAUUGCAUCACAUGCCAGUGCAGAUCCGGCCUAAGAGUGCAUCUACAUUGUAUUACUAAUCCAGUCUAACACCACUUGUACUCAAUGCUCUGGAAGCAUAGGGGUUGCAUUUUUCCAUGGUCUUGAGCCUUCUCAUCUAUUAUUCCAUUGCACUGAUUCAAGGCCAUUCAAGCGGUGUCAAAACUGUGUUAACUCUGCAGUGUAGACGCACCUUGAGGCACUGGUUUCCCAAACUCUGUUCUAGGAUUCAGCAAAGCAGAAGCUUGAUCCUCCUUGAAGUCAUUGUAGCUUAGGUACGGGCAAACUUGAGUCCUCCAGGUGUUUUGGACUUCAACUCCCACAAUUCCUAACAGCCUACCGGCUGUUAGGAAUUGUGGGAGUUGAAGCCCAAAACACCUGGAGGGCCCAAGUUUGCCCAUGCCUGUGAAUCUAGCUUCCAAUCCUACCUUUGUUUUUGGUCAAGUAUUGGGUCUUUUUGUUUACUUCCUUCCUUGAAUGAAUGUUUACUUCCUCCCUCGCCCCUCCUGCCCUUGGAACGGUAGGUCAAUGCAUGGUGGGGGGGUCUCAGUGGUUUGUUUGUUUGUUUGUUUUCCUCUCUCCCGGUUUUGUUUCUUAAUCCACAAGAACUUGUGAUUGAUUGAUUUGACAGCCGCACUCCGUAUCUAUUUACACAACCAGCACUGUCGAGCCCCAUACCUUUCUAAUGUUGUCGAUUUUCAAUAAAAAAAUAAUAAUAACCCUCCCAAAAA